Clonostachys rhizophaga is the source of this 1380-nucleotide messenger RNA. NCBI's taxonomy places the organism in Eukaryota, Fungi, Ascomycota, Sordariomycetes, Hypocreales, Bionectriaceae. The record is from the annotation of a GenBank genome assembly.
AUGUCAACACCUCAGUUAUCUCCUCCCACGGCUACGGCUGGAGCUCCUGGACCCCCGCUUCCGCCCGGCUGGGAAGCCAACUGGAGCCCUGAGCACAACACAUGGUAUUAUAUCUUCACUGCGACGGGUUCGACGCAAUGGGAGCUUCCAGGCUUUCAACCACCGCAACCACCCUUCACACCCAUCAGCCCAGCUCUAGAUAAACAAGCCCCGGCACCAGACCAGCAGAAUAUCAUUCCAGAUCAACAGAGCCUAGCCACAGACCAACAAUCUCUCGAUGCCAACCAAACAAGAGCGUUCCCUUUCCCGGACCAACAACUUCCUCCACCCGAUCAAUACCCAAGUGAUCCUCUGCAAGGAGGGGGACCACCUCCGCAGGAUGGAGAUCGUGGUCUGGGAACAACUGCUCUGGCCCUGGGUGGUGGGUUUCUGGCAGGCAAUGCCUUUGGCCACCACCACCACGGGGGAAGCGGCGCGGGCCUUGGCAAAAUGGCCGCAUCCUUCGCCGCAGGUGCUAUCGGGACCAAAGUGUUCGGUUUUCUAAAGAACAAGCCCCAAAAGCAACCAACAUACGCGCCGCAGCCACAGCCUCAACCCCAAGUGCAGCCACAGGUUCAUUAUUAUCCGGUGUACAUGUCUGGUCCCUCAGGUCCUCCGCCGCAGGGAAUGAUGACGCCUCCAGGGCUGAUGACACCGCCUCACGCUCCUCCGCCUUCGUAUCACGGCUAUGGACAGCCUCCCCCAGUGACACAAAAUUUCGGACACAACUCCUCCCCUGCUCCCAAUGGUCCACCACCCGGAUUCCAGUCUCCGGCUGUUCCUGCUAUGGGUAGCUUUGCACCCCCUAGCGGACCGCAACUACACAUCCAUGCGGCCGCGUUUGGUGACAAGAACGUCACGGACCUUGUCAGGAGGCUAGUGACCCCACAGCAAGAGCUAUUGCUACAAGGAGAAAACCUGGUAGAGAAGCUUGGCGACCCAUGGCCCGAGGUAGAACGCAAGAUGUUCAGUGUUCUUUAUUCGUAUGGUGAACGCCCAAUGGAACUUCUCGUUGAAUGCUCAAACAAAGCCAACAUUGAAAUAAAGAAUGAGGCUAUAUCGAAAACGAGGAUGGACUUUUGCCACGCGCCUCCCUCUCGAAUUGUUGCCUGUGUGUGGGGUACAGAGAACCCAUUAACAAUACAACGACUCGAGAAGCUAGAACAAGAAGGUGAAAUGGAAGGCUCGGCCGGUAUACUGGGAGAUGGUGGCUUCUACGGCUGGGAGCCAAAAGCACUUGUCUGCUACUAUAGGACGGAGGCCGGAAACGUUGACAUCAAGUUUUGCAGAGACGGGGGCACCAUCCGUCUUCCUUGGAAUCCGCUAGCCAAGUGGUCUUGA